This is a messenger RNA of Lodderomyces orthopsilosis Co 90-125, 1527 nucleotides long. It is a transcript of the gene PUT1, whose product is annotated as proline dehydrogenase. Gene Ontology annotation, cellular component: mitochondrion. NCBI's taxonomy places the organism in Eukaryota, Fungi, Ascomycota, Pichiomycetes, Serinales, Debaryomycetaceae. The transcript has a single exon. Bases 1 to 1527 code for a protein of 508 amino acids. Gene Ontology annotation, molecular function: proline dehydrogenase activity; FAD binding. The record is from RefSeq and is a predicted model, not a curated record.
AUGUCCGUUAGAUUAAUACCCACUAAAUAUCCUACAAGAUCAAUUACAGCUUCUUACGCUUCAACCUUAAAAGUCUUUUCUAAAACACAAAUCACCUAUAGACGAUUUCAUGAUACACCUAACGCUCAAAACACAGCUACACAACAAUCGUUUCAAAAUGAUCCAAAUCAUAUGAUACCAACUAAUGCCCCACAAGGUACUCACUUAGCUACUCCAGCUCCAGCUUCUCCUCUUAGCGUUAGUCCACGUCUUACACACCCCGGAAAAGUAUCACCAACAGAAUAUCUUAGAUCAUUCAACAACAAAGAGUUAAUUUCAUUUUUUAUGAUUGGAUUAUGUACGUUAAACAAACCUAUUUUACAAUUAUGCAUCAAAAUGUUUCCUUAUGUGCCAAUGGCUGUUAUCAAAGCAUUAGUUUAUAGAAUCUACUGUGGUGGUGAGACUUUGGAAGAGGUCAAACAAACUGGAUCACGUUUGCACGAAAGAGGUAUCCAUAACAUGAUGAUUUCUUUGACGAUCGAGGCAUGUGAUGGUAAUGACAAUGUUGACCCAGAAUUCAUCAUUGGUGAAACUAUCAAGUCAAUCAAUGGAAUUUUAGUACCACACACCACCAAAAUGAUUGAAACUUGCGACAAAAACAUCAAUGACAUUCCAUCAGGUUACGUUGCUUUGAAACCAACUGGAUUUGUCAAGAACGCUGCACAUGUUUUGAAAAACUACAAUAAUGGAGAGGAAGCUGCUUUUGCUGAAUUAGUCAAUAAAGCUUCUAGAGCAUGUCAAGCUGUAUACGAUGCAAACAAGAAAUUGUCUAAAAUAUAUCCUGAGAGAACCGCACCUUUUGUUGUGGCUGUCGUUGAUGCUGAGAAAUAUGAAUUGCAACCAGGUGUUUAUGAGUUGCAACGUCAAUUGUAUCAAAAAUUUAACAAGUUGAAUGAACCUUGUUAUGUGGUUGGUACCCUCCAAAUGUACCUUUCUGACUCAGCUUCAUUAUUGGCUUAUGAAGAAAGAUUGGCCCAAGAGAAGCAAUACAGAUUAGGUUUGAAGUUGGUGCGUGGUGCUUAUAUCCAUUCUGAAAAAGACCGUGCUACUAUUAUUCACAAGACCAAACAAGAUACUGACGACAACUACAAUGCUGGAAUUACCUACUGUAUUGACUCCAUUUUGAACCAAAAAGAUAAAGAAUCAACAAUUGGUCAUUUGGUCGUUGCUAGUCACAAUGCUGAAUCAUUGAAAUUAGCUAGUUCCAAAGUUUACACUCAAGAAAAUGCCACUAACGUCAAUAAGAGCAAUGUUGUACUUGGUCAAUUAUUAGGUAUGGCUGAUUCUGUAACUUAUGAUUUAAUCAAAAACUACCAAAUUGGUAAUGUUAUUAAGUAUGUUGCAUGGGGUCCACCAUUGGAAACUAAACAAUAUUUGUUGAGAAGAUUGGAAGAGAAUGGUGAUGCAGUUAAGAACGAUAAUGGGUGGCCAUUGGUCAAGGCUGCUUUCAGUACCUUAAUUGGAAGAUUGUUCAAGGCUUCAACUUAA